Messenger RNA from Closterium sp. Yama58-4, 1059 nucleotides. Lineage: Eukaryota; Viridiplantae; Streptophyta; Zygnematophyceae; Desmidiales; Closteriaceae. The record is from the annotation of a GenBank genome assembly.
AUGGAGGGCGAGGAUGCGUUUGACGAGGAUUUCGACGAUGAGGAUGGCGGAUACGGGCGGAUGGGGACCGGGGGCCGGGGGGAGAGGGAGCCGCUUAGAGGACUGACCAGAAAAAAUCGGGAGGUGAUUCGGGCAGCCCGAAAAGAAGCAGCGGCAGGCGGGCAGGCGGAAAAGGCUGGGGAUGGGGGGCAGGCGGCGCUGCAGCAGGUGCUGGUGAACAUCCUGAAGCGGCCUUUUGCGGAUGUCAGGGAGUCUUAUAAGGUGGAUAAGAGCGAGCUGGGGCGGGGCAGGUUCGGAGUGAUCCGAGCCUGUGUGGAUCGGGUGACAGGGGAGAGGCUUGCGUGCAAGACGAUCAGCAAAGGCAUGCUGCAGUGCCAGCAAGACAUAGAGGACGUGCGCAGGGAGGUGGCGGUGAUGGAGAUGCUACAGGGCCACCCAGACGUGGUCAACCUCCGGAGCACAUUCGAGGAUGCACAGGACGUGCAUCUGGUGAUGGAGCUGUGUGAGGGCGGGGAGCUGUUUGACCGCAUUAAAGCCAAGGGCAAGUUCAGCGAGGCGGAGGGAGCACGGGUGCUGCGCACGGUGAUGGGCGUGCUGCAGCACUGCCACGACCUGGGGGUCAUGCACCGCGACUUAAAGCCCGAGAACAUCCUGCUCAACAGCAAGGAGUCGGACACGGACCUGAAGGUCAUCGACUUUGGCGUUGCUACUUUCUUCCAACGAGGCAAGCCGUGCACGGAAAUGGCUGGCAGCCCCUACUAUCUCGCUCCGGAGGUUUUGGCCGAAAAAUACGGCCCGGAAGCUGAUAUUUGGAGCGCGGGAGUGGUGCUGUACAUCCUGCUGUGCGGCCUGCCGCCCUUCUGGGGCACCACCAACGAGGCCAUCUUUGAAGCCAUCAAAGAGGCCACGCUCAACCUCGUUCGCCCGCCCUGGCCUAGCAUCUCGGAGGAGGCAAAGGACCUUGUGCGCCAGAUGCUCAACCGGAACCCGAAGAAGCGCAUUACGAUUGAAGAGAUUCUAGAGCAUCCCUGGAUUGUGAAGAAUGCAGGCCCACCAUAA